AUGGCUUUCGAGGCGCUGGCGGAGGCGGCGGAGCGGUGGUGCGCCCGCACGCCCUUCCAGCUCAUCGCCGCCGAGGAGACCGAGCGCCGCAUGGACUUCUACGCCGAGCCCGGCGUCUCCUUCUACGUGCUGUGCCCGGAGCCCGCCUGCGGCGACAAUUUCCACGUGUGGAGCGAAAGUGAGGAUUGCUUACCCUUCCUGCAGCUUGCCCAGGAUUACAUCUCCUCCUGUGGGAAAAAGACACUCCAUGAAAUACUGGAAAAAGUCUUCAAGUCCUUCAGGCCAUUACUUGGGCUUCCAGAUGUUGAUGACGAUGCAUUUGAAGAGUAUAACGCAGACGUGGAAGAAGAGGAACCCGAAGCCGAUCACCAACAGAUGGGUGUCAGUCAGCAGUGAUUGUCUGAGAUGCUGAAA
Messenger RNA from Indicator indicator, 414 nucleotides. It is a transcript of the gene MTURN, whose product is annotated as maturin, neural progenitor differentiation regulator homolog. NCBI's taxonomy places the organism in Eukaryota, Metazoa, Chordata, Aves, Piciformes, Indicatoridae. The coding region runs from base 1 to 396 and encodes 131 amino acids. The transcript has 3 exons. The record is from RefSeq and is a predicted model, not a curated record. Gene Ontology annotation, biological process: positive regulation of megakaryocyte differentiation; regulation of signaling. Gene Ontology annotation, cellular component: cytoplasm.